AUGGAUGAACGGGAGCACACAAUCGUUGACCACACGACCAUGUCCAGGACGCCCAGACAGUGGAUAUUCACCGUCGUGUCUUUGCGCGACUCUGUUGAGAAGAGACACGGCAAGUUGGACCACGCAGGGCUGGCUUCUUGGAUCAAAGAGAACGUGAACUUGGCCGUCGGCCAGAUGGACGACGGUAUCACGACCACCUUCGUGAAGAGCUGUGUGGAGCUCUACGAUGCCUUUUACGUGGACCACCCGGUCCUGGGCGAGAUCGUGAACGCCCACGAGGAGGAGUUUGGAUUGAACGUCGCACUGGACUCUGUGCCGAAGAUGUAUUUGGUCGUCAGCAAGUGCCGCACAGCCCAGAACAUGGAGUGGUGCUUGCGCGCCGUGACCGAUGCCGUGAAGGCACAGCUGUACAAGCCAGGGCAGUUUAGCCAUGCCUCGCUGAAAGGAGAGACGGGCUCCAAGGGUUUUUUGGACUUGUGGCUUGCGAAGCUGCAAUUGAAGAAAUACUUCCUGGGCGAGUUCCUUGAUAAAGACUUCGGAAACGGCAGCUCACACAUCAAGGAGGCGUUUCGCGACGUCUACGCCGGCUUUCAGGAGUACCGUUCUUUUGUUGGCUUCGGGGAAUCCCAGGACCGGUCAUGGCAGCAGACGUGGCCCGCGUCUGCUACAAUGGCUGCACGUCUGAUCGAGGACGUCCUCUAUGGAAAGCAGCAUGAUGCCACGCUCAAGUACUUGCUGAGGAGCAAGAAGACGCCUGAUGAGAUCCUGGAGGCUGAGAAAUUCAACGCCAUUUUGGAGGACAUCGACGAACAGCUCAGCCAAGAAGCGGAAUCCAGGGACAAGAAUGAGGGGCACGUCCCAGUUGCUGCUCGGGCCUCCCACGAGCAGGACGCGGCUGACCCCCAGGAUGAGGCUGAGAUGAACCGGGAGAUGCUUCUGAAGCUGAUUGACGAGGUCCCGGAUGAAGUGGACGGCGAGCUACUGGACGAGUUCGCCUGUUUCAGGAAGCAGGCGAAGGACACGGCUCACAAGAUCCUGUUGAUGGUGGAGCCGAGCACGAGCGGUCAGGCUGCCACAGCCAUCGCAACAGCCCUGACCAAGAGGAGCGAUCAGGACAAGGAUAAGCUGACCGUGUUCGUCUACAAUGUCUGCUUGUCCGGCGAGGCGGUGACGAACCCCAAGGUCAGGAAGCCGCCGCUCCGGGACCACUACCGCAAGAUGAUCUCUGCGGCCUUGCAGGGCGUCAAGAGUGACAGCUCCAUCCCCCCGGGAGUUGUGUUUAUCGUGCUCAAUGGUGGGAAGGAAGGCUGCGAUGCUACGAUCCAGCAAGUCUUCAACAAGGACAAUGCUGGCUCAGCUUCCCAGGGCUAUGAGGCUGACGAGAAUGCGCGCAAGAAGGCCAAGGCCGCGCCGCCUCUGCAGAAAGUGGUCCAGAAGAUUGGCGUCAGCUACGCGGAGGAGUCUCUCAGUGCCAGACGGGACAUCACACGAGGCUGGGCGACGCUGGACCAGGACGAGACGGUGUACUUCGUCUCGCAUGCAGCGUUGGAAUCCGAGAAGAGGCCGCGGGUUAAAUUCCCCGGCACGACGGCGGGGAACAGAAUCACUCCGGUCCCCCUUCCCGGGUACGACGAGGUUUGGAAUCUCAGCUUCAAGCAGAAAAAGGAGCUCUUCGGCAGCAACAGGGUGGCAGUGGGAGGCAAAACCAAGAACGACCCGCAAAAAGCAGUGGUGAGGCCCGAGGAGGGUUUGGAGCCGUGUUUCUUCCAUGAGCAGGGCGAUGACUUGAUGGCCGA
Molecule: messenger RNA, 1796 nt
Organism: Symbiodinium pilosum
Lineage: Eukaryota; Dinophyceae; Suessiales; Symbiodiniaceae
Source: the annotation of a GenBank genome assembly